This is a messenger RNA of Fonsecaea monophora, 924 nucleotides long. RefSeq lists its product as hypothetical. Lineage: Eukaryota; Fungi; Ascomycota; Eurotiomycetes; Chaetothyriales; Herpotrichiellaceae. Gene Ontology annotation, molecular function: acetylpyruvate hydrolase activity. The transcript is spliced from 3 exons. The coding region runs from base 1 to 924 and encodes 307 amino acids. The record is from RefSeq and is a predicted model, not a curated record.
AUGACGGCUCACAAAUUCAAGCGCCUCGUCCGAUUCGAGGACUCGAGCCGGACUGUUCAUUAUGGAGAAGUCCCUGCGAGUCACGGGUGGUCCGAUGAUUUGACGGGGCUUUCUGUCCCGACUUACAGCGGCGGAUUGCCCUGGGAGAGCGGCUUCAAGCUCACUGGGACGACCGCCACCAUUGCCAAAGUCUUGAGGCCCAUCGAGACGACACCCAUCGUCUAUGGCGUUGGGCUGAAUUAUCGUCAACAUGCGGAAGAGGCGAAGGUAAAGCUGGUGCGCCCCAACUACGGGAAUAAGCCCACUAACUCUCCCAACAAGAUCCCCCUGCCGCCUUACCCUAUGAUAUUCGUCAAAGGGGCCGGGUCUUCCGCAUUGGCAGAUCCAUACGAAGACAUCCCCAUCCAUAAGGAGGCCCAAUUCAUGGACUACGAGGGCGAAUUGACCAUCAUCUUCGGCAAAAAGGCCAAGGAUCUGACCGAGUCAGACAACGUCGCCGACUACUUGCUCGGCUACACGGUCGGUAACGACGUGUCGUCGCGGUACUGGCAAGACCCCGUGCGGGCGGGCGGACAGCACGGCUACGCCAAAGCCUUUGACAAGUUCGCGCCCAUUGGACCUAUCCUGGUGUCGCCAGCACAGAUCCCCGAUCCGACCACGCUCACGAUGAGGACCAUCGUGAAUGGCCAGCAGCGCCAGAUCACAAAGACGGACGAUCUGAUCUUCGACAUUCCUGCCAUUGUCCGGCAUUUGACGCGUGGCAGGACGAUCGAACCCGGCACGGUGGUCUUGACAGGGACGCCGAGCGGAGUGGCGGCGUUCAUGAAGCCACCGGCAUGGCUGCAGAAUGGGGACGUGGUGGAGGUUGAGAUCUCUGAGAUAGGGAAGAUCCGGAACAAGAUGGUGUUUGACUCAGCUUCAUAG